Molecule: messenger RNA, 745 nt
Organism: Aspergillus aculeatinus CBS 121060
Lineage: Eukaryota; Fungi; Ascomycota; Eurotiomycetes; Eurotiales; Aspergillaceae
Product: cupin domain-containing protein
Exons: 2
Coding region: 103-720 (205 amino acids)
Source: RefSeq, a predicted model, not a curated record
UUUUGGUAGAAGUAUCUGUAUAGUUAUCUGUUACCUCCGGUCAAACAAACUGCGAACAAUCUAUUCCAUCCAUUCCCCCAUCACUGCUCUCCUUGAGACUCCAUGGCAUCUGGCUUUCCCGCGGAGCCUCCUGUAGGCGCAGGCUAUGUCUUAAACGGCUUCCCCGCACCCGGCUUGCGGAAAACUGUCCGCCACAUCACCGGCCACAACUUGGAUGGCCAGUCUGUCUUCCUCAGCACCGACUGCGGGGCGCACCACCGAGUCAUGGGCGAGCAGCAGGCGGUUGCCAACAUCCUCUAUUCGACCAAGGAGACCCCUGUCGACUUGAACGACGAAGCCGACCUCAAAUAUGCGGCUGAGACGGAGCCUGGCCUGCAUAUUCACAACGGCUCCGUCGUCCGUAUGAUCGACUUCGCGCCGAAUGUCGAGUCUCCCCUGCACCGGGCUGUGUCAAUCGACUAUGGCAUCGUUGUUGAGGGCGAGUUCAAGCUGAUCCUCGACUCCGGGGAGGAGCGCAUUAUGCGCCAGGGCGACAUAAGUGUCCAGCGAGCGACCGCCCACAAGUGGCACAACAUUACGGGUAAUGGAACCAUGCCCGGGCGGAUGCUCUGGGUAUUGCUGGACUGCAAGGAAGUGGUGGUGAAUGGCAAGGUGAUGGAGGGUUUCCUGGGGGACUUGGCGAAGGAGUAUGUGGGCUUGGAGCCCCAGGAGGGAGACUGAAAUUGAUUUAGCUUUGAAAUUCGCG